Messenger RNA from Bipolaris maydis ATCC 48331, 984 nucleotides. NCBI's taxonomy places the organism in Eukaryota, Fungi, Ascomycota, Dothideomycetes, Pleosporales, Pleosporaceae. The record is from RefSeq and is a predicted model, not a curated record.
AUGGCCCUGGGUAAGACCACCAAGACCAUCUCCCUCAUUAUUACCGAUCGAGCGCUUGGUCGCAGUACCAAAGACGCAACAAAGGCUGCCUUGAUACUUGCACCCGUUUCAGUGAUGAGCAACUGGAGUAACACAGAUGCAGAAUCAUACCAACCCGGAACACGCGCUCCGUGUCAUGUUCUGGCAUGGACAAAAAAAGGGAGCCCAUCACGCCCGAGACUACUGAGAAUUACAAUGUGGUCAUUACUACGUACGAGUCUAUAUCGUCUGAUUGGUAUUCGCAAAAGUCCACUGCCCUGCCUCGUAAGUCAGGCCCCAUUCUCCAUCAAGUGGCGUCGCGUAAUCAUGGACGAGGCCCACAACAUACUACUCGGCAAUCCCAAAGCCAAGAAAACUCUUGCCAUUUCCAAUCUCAUGGGCUCAGUCCGCGAUGGAGUCUUACAGGCACACCGAUUAUCAACAACCCCCCAAAAAUAUCUCUACACUCAAGUCCCGCUUUCCUGCGUCUCUCAGGCGAGCCUCGAUUGCCUUUUUUCCGACGUCUUUCCACAGCGCCAUCAUGCGUCCCCGUUAACGCAAGGGUCCAGCAGGUCCUUCAAAUUGCUCAUGUCAGACAUUUGUCUGCCGUCGCAAGAAAGAAAUGUCGUUGAUCGACCUGGCGAUUAUACCGCCCCCCCCUUUCCCAACCCCCCACAACACACCUUCACUUCCUCCCCGGAAACAACUACCCUGCUCGCCUCCCUAUCCGUCUGCAGCCAAGACCUCAACCUCAUCGCUGCGAACCAGGUCAUCCCCGCCGACUCGUGGUGGGCGCCCGCGAUCGAGAGGAUUAGGCCGUUGAUCGCGUGUAUUGGCUGGGCCAGACGCGUGAGACGAGGGGUUUUCGGCUCGUGGGAGAGGGUGCUGGGGAUUUCAGGGGAGAAGAGACGGUUGGCGGGUAUGGCGUUUGCGGAGAAGGAGGGCGUGAAGAGGGGGAUUUGGUGA